AAAUAACAGGAAUUCGCUCAGAGACCAUUUCUGUGCCACAAGAAAUAAAAGCAUUGCAGCUGUGGAAUGAGUUAGAAACACGCCAUCCUGGAUUGGCUGACGUCAGAAAUCAGGUGAUAUUUGCUGUUCGUCAAGAAUAUGUCGAGCUUGGAGAUCAGCUCCUCCUGCUUCAAUCAGGAGAUGAAAUUGCCAUUAUCCCCCCCAUUAGUGGAGGAUAGUGCUUUUGAGCCACCUGGGAAAGAUAUAAAUAAAGUUGAAGAGAAAUCGAAAGAUAUAAUAAAAUUCACAUCUGAGCAACUUUCAGUAGAUGAAGUCUCACAGCUGGUGAUUUCUCCAUUCUGUGGUGCAGUAUCCCUAUUUGUAGGAACUACAAGGAAUAACUUCGAAGGGAAAAAAGUCAUUAGCUUAGAGUAUGAAGCAUAUCUACCAAUGGCAGAAAAUGAAGUCAGAAAAAUUUGUAGUGACAUUAGGCAGAAAUGGCCAGUCAAACACAUAGCAGUGUUCCAUCGGCUUGGCUUAGUUCCAGUGUCAGAAGCAAGCAUUAUCAUUGCUGUGUCCUCAGCCCAUAGGACUGCAUCCCUCGAAGCUGUGAGCUAUGCCAUUGAUACUUUAAAAGCCAAGGUGCCCAUAUGGAAAAAGGAAAUCUAUGAAGAAUCAUCAUCAUCUUGGAAAAGAAACAAAGAAUGCUUUUGGGCAGCCGAUGAUUAAACCACUUAGGUUUUUAGAGUCUUAAAUUUUAAACUUGUUGUAUUUUAAUGUACGAAGCAUACCAGAUACGCUUACUGGUGGUGGUUCUGCAAUCAGCUGCCCUUAUGAUGUGCUUCACCAGAAUUGAGAUGGGCCAAACUGAGGAAGGCACGUGGGAGUUCACCUGGUAGGAAUUGGAGAUGUUUGUGCAUAGGUGUGCAACCCAACACAUACCCAGCAACCUUUGCAUUGAUGCGCCAGCUAUAGAAUGAGGGCCAGUCUAUGAGCCUGAUAUGUAUCUUGUUUUAUAAUUUCAGCACGUUCACUUCAGCAUAUUUAAUCCUUAAGAUGUAUACCCUCUUGCUUACUAUUAACAUUUUUUUAAAAACUAUGCAGAUGACUACUCAUAUAGGCUGCAGCGGUUUGACCAAUUUUUUUUCCUAUAUCAAGCACAUAUUUAUAUCUAGAGGUAAAUUGUGCUUUAGAGUAGUGCUUCUCAAACUUUAACAUAAUAUGAAUCAUCUGAUGAUCUUAAACUUCCAAUUGGAAUUCAGUUCUGUGUGGCACCUGAGAUCUGCAUUUUGUAACAGCCUCCAGGUGAUGCAGCGCUGCCUGCCCAUCGACCACAUUGUGAGGAGCAAGGCUUUACACCUAGUCUCUAAGCUGUGAAGGCGGUUUAAGGUUCCUGCAAAAGCAUCCUUGUGGCCGCUGCUACUAACGUAAGAGGUUAGAUGUAUCCUUGCUCUUCUUCUACUGAAUCUUGAAUGUGUUCUGAAGCACAGUGAGUGCAUAAGAUAAACACAGUGAAAUACGUUAAGUCGUAAAAUUCAAAUUCCAAAGUAAACAGCUUUAUUUUCAAAAUGAUUUUAAUUGUAUUCAGUAAUGUGGUAUUUAAAGAGGGGUUUACAAUUAAGUAAUACUUUUCUGUUUGAUUCUCAUACUUUAAUAGGAGAAAAGCUCUUAACUAGUUUGUUGAUUACUGCUCCAAUUUGAUCUUUUGCUUCUCAAAAAUCAAACGAAUUGUGAAACUUCAUAUACAAACAUGCAUAUUCAUUUUUAUAUUUUUGGUGGAGAGAAAAAAAGAC
Messenger RNA from Mesoplodon densirostris (Blainville's beaked whale), 1772 nucleotides. RefSeq names its product molybdenum cofactor synthesis 2 (gene MOCS2). Gene Ontology annotation, molecular function: molybdopterin synthase activity. Gene Ontology annotation, biological process: Mo-molybdopterin cofactor biosynthetic process. Bases 139 to 708 code for a protein of 189 amino acids. The record is from RefSeq and is a predicted model, not a curated record. Lineage: Eukaryota; Metazoa; Chordata; Mammalia; Artiodactyla; Ziphiidae. The transcript has 7 exons. Gene Ontology annotation, cellular component: cytosol.